Messenger RNA from Exophiala oligosperma, 579 nucleotides. RefSeq lists its product as uncharacterized. The transcript has a single exon. Lineage: Eukaryota; Fungi; Ascomycota; Eurotiomycetes; Chaetothyriales; Herpotrichiellaceae. The coding region runs from base 1 to 579 and encodes 192 amino acids. The record is from RefSeq and is a predicted model, not a curated record.
AUGUCCAACGACACCACACGCGACGAUAAUAACCUCGCCGAAGCCGACCUCUUCAGGUCGAUACCGUGGUGCCAGAAGAUCCUCCGGGACCCGGACUACGAGCUCGAACCCACCUCGUCUCGGAUCCACAAGGGCUCUACGCGCGAGGACGCCCUGCUGGCGGAGACCCUCAGGACCUCGGACACGAUACGGGGAUGGACUUCGCUCUACCGCCGACCGACCAAGUCACGGCCGCUGAAGGAUGAGGUGCGCACCCUCCUCAGCCUCGAGCCCGGGCUGAACGGGUACCCGCGCGUGUGCCACGGCGGGAUCGUAGCCACCAUCCUGGACGAGGUCUUGAGCAUCCUCGUGGCCGUGUGCGCGCGGUCCGAGGGCCGGCACGGUGACAACGUCACGGCGUACCUGAACGUGACGUACGUUAAGCCCGUGCCGACGCCGAGCGUGGUGCUCGUCAAGGGCAAAGUCGACAGGGUCGAGCGGAGGAAGCACUUUGCCACCGGCGAGGUCGUGAAUGAGCAAGGCGUGGUGCUCGCAAAGGUAGACGGGUUGUUUGUGAGUAUAGAAAGGGAGAAGUUAUAG